Molecule: messenger RNA, 3901 nt
Organism: Scophthalmus maximus (turbot)
Lineage: Eukaryota; Metazoa; Chordata; Actinopteri; Pleuronectiformes; Scophthalmidae
Gene: kitb
Product: KIT proto-oncogene, receptor tyrosine kinase b
Exons: 21
Coding region: 209-3079 (956 amino acids)
Biological process (GO): multicellular organism development; B cell differentiation; Kit signaling pathway
Cellular component (GO): signaling receptor complex
Molecular function (GO): transmembrane receptor protein tyrosine kinase activity; cytokine binding; ATP binding
Source: RefSeq, a predicted model, not a curated record
UGGAGACGCGCUCGGCCUGAUCAGUGUGUUCUGUGCGCUCAUCGCGGUGCCGGGACCUGUCCUCUGCUCCGUCGCCACAGUGGAUGGGAUCUGCGGUGCUUCCUUCCUUCUUUUCCGUUUUUUUGGUUUUGCAAAGCACAGGAUGCUCGCUCUUGGAACCGAGACGCGCGGCACCGAGUGAAAAGGCUUCGGAACCCUCCUGGUCAUCAUGAGGGGCCACUGGCUGCUUCUUAUCGCCUCGCACCUUCUCUUGCUGCCACUGACAGUGUGGUGCGAGCCAGUCAUCUCCCCCAGCGGGCCUCACGUAGUGGUUCCCAAGAGAGGGAAGCUGGAGCUGCGUUGCCAUGACAAUGCCACCACGCCUGACGCCCCACCCAGCUUGAGGUGGCAGUGGGAGAGGGCUCGCCGGCUGGAGGGCGAGGUGGAGGAGGGUGGAGUGGCUUAUGUCAAGGUGCCAUCGGUGCAGGCCCUCCACAUGGGCCGUUACGUGUGUGUCAACAACAGCACACUGGAACACAGCUCCAUCUAUGUUUAUGUGAAAGACGCCCAGAAUGCCUUCCAGCGCACCAUGGUGAAUGUCAUUCUGGUGCGGGCAGGUGAAAACUGCACCAUCCCCUGUCUCGUGACCGACCCCGAGGUAACUCUCCUGGCUUUGGAGACCUGCGAUGGACGACCUUUGCCCUCCGACAUGAUUUACCACAGCAACCUCCAGCGAGGCGUCAUCAUCAGCAAUGUGAGAAAGGAAUAUGAGGGCUGUUACUUAUGUGUGGGACAGCUUCACGGACACAGAGUGACAUCUACCCAAUACACUGUGGAUGUGCGACUUGUUCCAUCGGUGCCGCCGGUGGUCACGCUGUCCCAGAAAGACAUCGUCAUCUUGAGGAGAGGAGAGCAGUUUGCUCUCACCUGUAGCUCCACCAACGUCAACCCAGACUUCAGUCUCAAGUGGGACUUCCCUUCAUCAGCGCAUCCCAAUGAAUCUCAGGCCUCACACAUCCUGUCUGGUUCAGGUGGUUAUCAACGUGCCACGUCGCUCUUGAUCCCAGGUGUCAACGAGUCAGACUCAGGCACCUACCGCUGCUACGCCCACAAUGAGAGAGGCUCCAGUGCUGCAACCCUGCAGCUGGACAUCCGUGAUCAGGGGUUCGUCACCAUGUUAGGAAGUCCAGGUCCAGUCCAGGCGGAUGUUAAAGAAGGGGAGAGCCUGAGCCUCAGAGUAGAAUUAGAUGCCUACCCAUCACCCGGCUCCCUGUCCUGGUCUUACAACGGCAAGCGGCUCCUCAACACCACAGAGCAUGUCAUCACUAUCCACCGCCGCAAAUACAGAUACAUCAGCGAGCUGAGACUGGUGAGGGUUCUCGACUCCGAGGGCGGGAUCUAUAAGUUCUCAGCCAGUCACGAGGAUGCAUCCAUGGAUCAUUCAUUCCACGUAUACGUCAACAGUAAGCCUGUUAUCAUUGCCCAGGAGGGGCCUGUUGACGGACAGGUGCGGUGCAUUGCCGCAGGUUAUCCAGUCCCGAAAAUCAGCUGGUAUUUCUGCGAGCUGCCCCACAUGAGGUGCUCACACCUGCCCAAUGCCACCCAAUGGGAGACUCCAGAGGUCGCCGUGGUGACAGAGUCUGCAUUCGGUAGGAGUGAGGUCGAGAGCCGACUGAACGUCAGCAAGGAGCAGGCACAUUUCCACACCCUGGAGUGUGUGGCGAGUACGGAGGGGGAAGAGGCCUACACACUGUUCUCCAUCAGUGAACGCGUCGUCCCACAUAAACUCUUCACGCCUCUUCUGACUGGCAUGGUGACGACUGGCGUCUUGCUCAGCCUCAUUCUACUGGUGCUCCUAUAUAAGUACAUGCAGAAACCAAAGUUUCAGAUCCAGUGGAAGGUCAUUGAGAGUAUCCAUGGCAACAACUACAUUUAUAUUGACCCCACCCAGCUGCCAUAUGACUCCAAGUGGGAGUUUCCUCGGCAGAAGCUACGCUUUGGUAAAACCCUGGGCUCUGGGGCUUUUGGAAAAGUAGUGAGGGCCACAGCGUAUGGACUCUGCUCUGCGGAUACUGUUACAACCGUCGCUGUCAAGAUGCUCAAACCCAAUGCUCACUCCACGGAGAAGGAGGCGCUGAUGUCAGAGCUGAAGGUUCUUAGUUACCUUGGAAACAACAUGAACAUUGUUAACCUGCUGGGAGCCUGCACUGUCGGAGGCCCAAUUUUGGUGAUCACUGAGUACUGUUGCUAUGGAGACCUCCUCAACUUUCUGCGCAGGAAAAGAGAGUCCUUCCUCAAUUCCCAAGUCGGUGAUGGUUACUAUCGCAACGUCUCAAACCAAACUGAACCGACAAGCAGAGAGAUGACUGGUACAGGAUAUAUGCCCAUGCGUCCCUCUGAGAAAGAACGGUCUUCGCAGUCAGAUGAAAUAGGUGAGCUGUCUCUGGAUGCUGAAGAUCUCCUCAGCUUUUCCUACCAGGUGGCCAAAGGAAUGGAGUACAUCACUUCCAAGAAUUGCAUCCACCGAGAUCUUGCAGCCAGAAACAUUCUGCUGACUCACGGCAGGGUGGCAAAGAUCUGUGACUUUGGGUUGGCACGAGACAUCACCACUGACGCCAGCUAUGUUCUUCGGGGAAAUGCUCGUCUGCCGGUCAAGUGGAUGUCUCCCGAGAGUAUUUUCGACUGCGUCUAUACGUACGAGAGUGACGUGUGGUCCUACGGCAUCCUCCUCUGGGAAAUCUUCUCUCUGGGCAUCAGCCCGUACCCCGGGAUGCAGGUGGGCUCAGCAUUUUAUAGGAUGAUUCAAGAGGGCCGCAGGAUGAGUAGGCCUGAAAUUGCUCCCAUUGAGAUGUAUGACAUGAUGCUGUCCUGCUGGAACCAGGAUCCCCUGAAGAGGCCGUCCUUUAGGAAACUGGUGGAGAAUACCGAGCUGCUGCUGUCGGAAAACACCAAGAACGUGUACCUGACGCUGAACAACGCUCUAGGUCCUUCGGAGCAGCAGAGGGCGUCGUCACGGAGGCUGAGCUCCGUCUGCAGCACGACGGCACCCACCCAGCCUUUACUGCAGAACACGGCGGAUGUGUUCUUGGACUAUGUCUGACACACGCACACACACACACACGUAAAGUUACACGCACAUACACAAUGCUAAGAAAAUACACAACCCCCUCCUACCUCCCUGAUCAUUCUCUCCUUUUACUGCACAACGUACAAGAGCCCAUACACACGCCCUGUAGACUACUAACUAACAUAUUCACUCACACUAACUCUCGAAUGCUGGCCUUCCUGCCUCAGUCACAAACAUACAUACACACACACACGCGUGCACAGAUACUGUAUAUAUAUAUAUAUAUACAACCCUGCACUGAGCUCCAAGUAUUGACUUCUAUCUAAUCUUCCCAUCGGCGUAUUGAUCUCUGUGGUAGGUAUUGUAGGUGCACGUCUAUAUAAAGCAGACUCGUGCACUGACCAUCAGCAGCAGGAGAAGAUUUGGCUCACAUUCAGCCUUAUAGGUUACAUCUUUACAAUGCUUUGGGGACAACAGAGCACAGCAGAGUUGUGGCUUUGAAUACUGUGACUUGUAAAAAAAAAAAAACAACAACUAACUGGUGUUUUGCUGUACGUAUUUUAGAGAUAGCUUUAGUUUAGUCUCUUUAGCAAAGCCACUGUGGCCAGGUGUUUAGACUGAUCGUGUGCUCUUUUUACUUGAUUUAAAUGUCCAACAUGUAUGCAAUGUAAAUACAAUAGAGAUGUGCCUUUAGAUUGUUUCUUUUUAUAUAAAUACUGAACGCAUUUGGAUAUGACACAGUUGUUGUGGUGAGGGCAGCCAGAAGGGAGCUGAUGUACUCUGGUUUUGAGGUUCUUGCAGUUUUGAUACAGUUGGUUGACUUGUAAUAAUAAAGUACCCGUGAUGGUAGGACAA